Priapulus caudatus is the source of this 1695-nucleotide messenger RNA. RefSeq lists its product as uncharacterized. Lineage: Eukaryota; Metazoa; Priapulida; Priapulimorpha; Priapulimorphida; Priapulidae. The annotation marks the transcript as partial. The transcript is spliced from 6 exons. The record is from RefSeq and is a predicted model, not a curated record.
CGUCCUGUGGUGCCAGUUCGGCAGCGCGCAACCGUGGUAGGGCCUGCAACCUGCUGGGAUACGGCGACCGAUUCACAGAGGGCGCCGCCGCGGCGCAGAAAAGCGGCGGCGACUCGUCGGAGGCGGACUACGGCAUGUUCGUCGACACGGCGGCGGGCGGGAACGGUCGUCGUCGUUACACCGCGCCCACUGCCGUCGACGGCUGGGGAGCACCCGUCGCCGCCGGCGCCCACUGGGGGGCGCCGGAGGGCGGGCGAGCGCCGAGCAUCGAGUACUGGCAGGGCGUGCCGGGCGAGAAGGCGGUCGGUGGCGCCCCCACGCCGGCGGCCUGGCCGACGAACAAACAGGGGAUCGGGAUGUGGGACAAUGCGACGGGCGCGCAGACGCCGGCGCCCCCGCGUGACGGUGGAGGGAAUGCGGAGCAGCGGGAGGAGGAGAGAGGAGGAGGAGGAGGGUUUCCCGGACAGAUGCAGGACAGCAGGAGGGCCAUUCCUGGCAAGAACGCCAACUCGCGCUACGGCCCCGCCUUCACAGGCGACCCCUCGCAGAGAGGUCACGGAGUCGGGGUCGUUGCCGGGGGCGAUGAGAGGUCGGCUGUUGCCGCGCUCGCCGUGUCGCUGAGGGAGAAGGAGGAGGAGCUGGGACGCGCGCGCGCACGCGCCGAGACAUUGCACCGGGAGCUGCACCGCAUGCGCCACGAGAUGAGCCAGACGGACUUCCUCACAAAGGACGAGGUCCAGCGACUCACCUCGUACCGCGACGCCGCGCGUCUCGACUACCAUGCCGCGCUCCGUUUCUUCGUUGACGACGUCGCUCGCCUGCCACUCGACCGUCGCCACGGCGACCUGCGGGAGGCUGCGUCGCUGCUGGAGACGACCCACGCUCGGCACCUCGACGGCGAGACGGUGAUCCAGGAGGCGCUACCGGUCGCGCUCGAUGCGUACGCGUGGUGGAAGGCGUGCAAGGUGACCGAAGUUAGAACUGCUAGAGCAGCGUUGAUCGCACCCUACGCACAACUCCAGGGGGCGCUGGAAACAGUACAGACGUGCCUGUCGCCAGGGGGCGCCACCAUGGAGGGCUGCGAGAUGCCCGCCGACCUUCACGUGAUGCUGGGAAACUACGGCGUCGCUCUGCAGACGGAGAUCGAGAAAGCAGACGUGGUGAACGGGGCGGGCGGCUCGAUCGUGGCUUCUCUCUCCGCGCUGCUCCACCGCGAGCUGAUGACGGAGAUCGCGUCGAUCGAGAAGCUGCGCACGCUGAGCGGCGAGUGUGCAGACGUCGCCGACUCCCUGAAGGUAACCACGGCAACCGCGCGGCGCAUUACGUAACGUCGCUCGCCCGCCGUAUUGGUCGGGUAAGGGUCCCGUUGUUCGGAAGGGGGUUAACAGGGAUGUUGGCGACUUGACAAUUGGAUGCUCUGUUGUUUUCUCUCGUCGCAGCUUAAUAAUUCGAUGCUCUUUAUGUAUUCGUCUUGUUGCAACUUGGUUAUACAAUGCUCUAUUUUCUUCUCGUGUCGCGGCUCAAGUAAUUCUUAAUUCAUUCCUCCUCUUGUCCUUUUUCUUCCUUAUCAGUCUCUAUUCUUUGUCUAUGCAGCUGGAUUUAUCGAUGUUCUAUUCCUUGAUUUACGAUCCUCAUGUUCCUUUUUCGUCUCGUUAGCUUAUUUUUAUCUUCUUAAUCGUCGUCAUCGUCGUCGAU